AUGCUACUGGAUCGGGGCAAAUGCCUCGAUCUUCUCCAAUCUUGCAAGACCCUCCCGGCGGCGGAGGUAAUCCAGUCUAGAAUCGAGAAGGAUAGGGCUCUAAUCGACGCCUUCGUCUCCAACAAGCUCAUCGAGGCCUACGGGCGAUGCGGCAGCGCAGCCCUCGCGCGCCAGAUCUUCGACGACGAGACAUGGCCCAAGGACGCGCUCUCCUGGCAAGUGAUGCUCGUCGCCUACUCGCGCAAUGGGCACCUCCGCGAGGCCCAGCGCGUCUUCGAAUCCAUGCCACACCGGGGACUCAAUUCCUGGACCGCGAUGCUCAAUCUCUACGCGCGCAAUGGGCAGCUCGAGCGCGCGAUGGAUCUCUUUGCCCGGAUGCCGACCCACGACGUAGUGUGCUGGAAUUCGGUGCUAGCAGCGCAUGCCGCGAAUGGGCAUCUGGAGGAGGCAGGGGAGAUUUUUGAGAGGGCGAUGCCGAGGCGCGACACUGCGUCUUGGAACACGAUGCUUGCGGGAUUUGGGCAGAAUGAUAAUGUCGAGCAGAUGGAGUGGAUAUUCCAAGGAAUGCCGCAGUGGAACCUUGUUUCGUGGAACGCCAAGCUCGCAGCAUAUGCCGAACAUGGGUAUCUUGAGGAGACUAGAUGGGUGUUUGAUUCCAUGCCAGAGGCGGAUCUUUUCUCCUGGAACACACUUCUCAGCGCGUUUGCGCAAGAAGGGAGUUUGCAAAGAGCAAAAUUCAUCUUUGACACUAUGCCGGAGAGGGAUCUUGUGUCAUGGACGGCUCUCAUCACAGAAUUCGCCAAAACUGGGCAUCUUGUGCAGUCUCGGGCGCUGUUUGACGAGAUUCCAGAGAGAAACCUUGUCUGCUGGAACGCGAUGAUCAGUGGCUACUGCCAAAACGGAAGCCUUUCGCAAGCGCAGGCGUUGUUUGACGAAAUGCCGCAGAGAGAUCUCGUCUCCUGGACAGCCAUGGUUGCAGCGUAUGGGGAAAACGGGCAUCUUAGUAAAGCAAAAGAGAUGUUUGAUCGUAUGCCCCACAAGGGCUUGGUUCCGUGGAUCACGAUGCUUUCCUCCCAUGCUCACAGCGGCGAUCUCUCCACCGCCCUAGUCAUGUUUGAUUCCAUGCCACACCACAACCUCGUCGCGUGGAACGUAAUAAUCUCCGCGCACGCCCAAGCCGGGCAUCUCCAGCAGACGCGCAAGAUCUUCGCCGCCAUGCCGCAGCGCAACCUCGUCUCGUGGAACGCGAUGCUGCUGGCGUGCUCCCAACACGCCGACAACCCCCGCGAAUCCAGGGCCGUGUUCGACGGGAUGCCGCAGCACGACCUCGUGUCGUGGAACGCAAUGCUGGGGGCAUAUUCGCGGCUCGGGCAUGUGGAGGACGCCAGAUGUCUGUUUGAUUCCAUGAGGCGGCGCGAGCGGCUCGACUUGGUCUCACUAAACGUGAUGCUGGCGGCAUAUACCCAGCGCGGGCAUAUCAGCGAAGCUCUUCUUCUCUUCAAUGGUAUGGCCCAGCAGGACAUACACUCGUGGACCAACAUUCUUGCGGUGUAUGCCCAAGCCGGGCAUCUGGAGCUUGCGGUAGCAUUUUUCCAGAGAAUGCCCGAGCACGACACGGUCUCCUGGAACGUUUUGCUGGCUUCCCAUUGCUACACCACUGGAAGAUUUAAAAGUUCCACCGUUUUGGAUAAAACUUUAGAGACCUCCUCGACGAUGAGACUCACGCAAGUGCCCGAUGGGGCUUGCUUCGUGUCGCUGCUCAGCGCCUAUAGCUCCCAAGGCAAGGUUUUCGAUGCUAUGCGCGUUUUCAGGUCCAUGGUUGUGGAUUUCGAGCUCCAGCCUUGUAAGCAGCACUACAGUUGCAUGGUGGACGUGCUCAGCCGGGCUGGACGUCUCGACGAUGUACAAGACUUGGUCGAUAGCAUGCCGUUUGUGCCUGAUGCAUCAGAUUCGAGGUGCUUGUUAGCGAAUUGUAGGAAUCAGAGUGCCAACCUUGGAUAUCUGAAACCUCCAUCUGAGUUUGAGGAAGGAGCGUCCUUCGUGCUCCUUGCAAAUGCGUACAAAAGUGUGUAA
Molecule: messenger RNA, 2073 nt
Organism: Selaginella moellendorffii
Lineage: Eukaryota; Viridiplantae; Streptophyta; Lycopodiopsida; Selaginellales; Selaginellaceae
Product: pentatricopeptide repeat-containing protein At4g02750-like
Exons: 1
Coding region: 1-2073 (690 amino acids)
Molecular function (GO): protein binding
Source: RefSeq, a predicted model, not a curated record